This is a messenger RNA of Enterobius vermicularis (human pinworm), 1476 nucleotides long. NCBI's taxonomy places the organism in Eukaryota, Metazoa, Nematoda, Chromadorea, Rhabditida, Oxyuridae. The record is from the annotation of a GenBank genome assembly.
AUGUACUGGAUAAAAGAGAAGAAAAAACAAGCAAACUAUUUUCCAGGGAAACCACGAAUUGUAUGCGUUGACGAUGGACUGGAAUUUGAGAUCACCACGUUGUUCCCAUUCAAUGGACAAAUUUUUGCUCAUGAUCGAAAACGAAUACCUGAGUGGGUUUUUUUUGACAGACGUAAAAUGAGGUGCUAUGAUAUGGUAGGGAAAGAUGAGGAAUGCAUAUAUUCGUUCAGAGAAGCUACGACAGCUAAAGUUAAGUUAUCAUAUGAGGAGUGUGGUAUCAAAAGUGCAGGUCAACAAAUAGGACAAACGCAUUAUCAUAUCCAGAUAAUUGUCGUUUUUGAGCAAAAGGAUGGCGUCACAUCACUUCAGUCGUAUAUAGCGCAGUGUGAACAGCAGAAAGUGCACUAUCAAAAGAGUUCGGUGCCGCGACGAAUUGAAGAAGCUUUAGAAGAGUUCGAAAUUUUUACUUUUCACUUAAGCAACAUUUGCUUACAGUUACUCAGUCCAUCUAUAAGAAAUUUUCACAGAUACUGUUUUCGGUUGCAUUUGGUACCGGCAAGGCUUGAACAGAAGGCACCAGUUCCUGAAUGUCUCAUGCGUAUCUUACGAGAAGAAGAACACAGCCAUAAUCAUGAGGCAACUGAGGUAGAUGUUGUUGAUCUUGGCCAGCCGAUGAGAAUCGAAUGGAGGCUGGUGCCAGAAUCCGGUAAACCACCUUUAUCUUCUAUCAUUUUUUGUUUCAUCUGCCUUUUUCUUUUGAAUUUCACUUUUCUUGAGAAGUGGAUUGAAAACGCUUAUGGUUUUCAUAUACGGAACUGCACUGUCCAAGAUCGAAUUAGCGGUGAAGAAUACUUGGUAAUUGAUGCACGAGGUUGUUCAACAGAUAUCAACAUCUUUGGACAUCCGCAUUACGACACCUACCACGAUGUUGCAAGCGUACAUUGGCACGCGUUUAAAGUACCCGAUGACAGUCAAUUAAAUAUACGAUGUUCUUUUGAAAUAUGCUCUGAUAUUGAAGAUUCCAAAUCCGGUAUUUCCAGCUGUGAAAGUAUACCGUCGCCGCCAUAUUGUCCGGAUGUAAUUAGUUCGCCAACAAAUUCCAUCUUAUCGGAUUUAAACAAGAAUUCGCUACGGAAACGUAGUACUACAGAGAACGUCGAACGAAGCCCGAUGCAUCAAGAUGUUCAUGCAGAUAUUUGCAUUGGCACUCGCGAUGAUGCCUAUUGUAAUUCUGUUGAUUUUAUCAAAAAUCGAAAUAAGCAUCUAAAUUCGGUAACAUGUAGUAGCAGAGGGAUGUGCAAUAUGGCUGAAACGCAACGGGUAUGCAUCUCCAGCAUAUGGCUUAGUAUAUGUACGGGUUUAUCCGCUUGGACGUUAAUGAUAGCAGUUGGUGUACAUGUUUACUGUAGGUGGUGUCGACGAAAGAGGAAGUGUAGCAACAACGUUGUUCAUACAACAGCACCCCAUUUGCCUUGA